Messenger RNA from Ichthyophthirius multifiliis, 1706 nucleotides. RefSeq lists its product as hypothetical. NCBI's taxonomy places the organism in Eukaryota, Ciliophora, Oligohymenophorea, Hymenostomatida. The annotation marks the transcript as partial. The transcript is spliced from 4 exons. The record is from RefSeq and is a predicted model, not a curated record.
GGACUUCAAUAAAUAUAAUGGAAGAUGAAUAUUUCGGUGAGGAUAAUUAGAAAAAAGAAAAUGACCGAAAUAAAUUUAUAAAUCCAGAAACUAUAAAUAGACUAAGAGAUCACUAAGUUACUUUUAAUUUAGGUAUUUUUUUAGAGUUCUUUUGGUAUCAUAUAUUAUUCUAUGUAUUUUUGGGACCUUUAGUUAAUUUAAUUUAUCUAAAAAGACUUAAUUUAAUGGGUAAUUUAGGGUUUUUUGGAAAUAGUUUUGAUUUUUAUUUCCAGACAUUUUUUUAUAUUAAUAAUAUGGUAAAUAUAAGUUUGUAUUUUUUAACUACAAAUUAAAAUGUCUAUUUUUUAGAAAUUCUUUUUACUAUUUUUAUUAUAAUACUUAGAUGUUAUAUUAUAGCAGCAAAAUAUGCAACUUUACAUGAAGAUAAAAUUUAAUUAUAUAAAAAUUAUUAUAUAGAAAGAUAAUAUAGAAUAUUAGAUUUUUAUUUAAAAAAUUGGGCAUAGUAAAAUUAUUAAACUAUAUAUAGAGAAACUUAUAAUUCUAUAUAAAGAGGAGAAAUUGAUUAAGCAUUAUUUUAUAUUUCAUUUUUUGUUGAUCCAAAUAAUUAAAUAUAAACAGAAAUUGAACAAAUGAACAAUGAAUUAUCAAAAUAACAUAAAUAUACAUCUUCUAAAUUCUAAUCAAACUCAUAUAAUCAAGUAUAGAAUGGUAAAAUGUUUUAUGGAUAUGGAAUAAUAGGAUAUAUAAUAUAAUAAUAUAAAAAAACAUAAAUAUAUUCGAAAUCAAUACCAUAUUUAUGUAUAAUUUUAGCGUUAGUAAGAUCUUCAAUACCUAUUGCUUUUCGUUAUUUAUAUUAAAAGAAUAUAAAUUUAUGUAAUUAUGAAGUAAUAUAGUUAGCAAUGUUAUUUUUUAAUACAUUUUUAGGUUACAGUAUAUCAUUUGUAUUUUUAUUUAAUUUCAUUCGAGAUUUGAAAUUAAAGCUUUUUUGUUAACUAUAAUGUUAAUUAAUGCUCUAAGUAAAAAAAGAACAUAAAGCAGAAAAAAAAUGCCUUCCUACAAUAGAUAUAACAAAUCCGUAUUCAUUAAAAUCUUGGUCUAUUUUAAGAAGAAUACUUUUAGAUUAUGGAAAAUCUUAUUUUUUGAGAUUAUAGUCUUAUUUGUCUUUUUAUUUAUUUUAUAUUUUAUUUAAUCUAAUUUUAGUGUUUUUAUGGGUAACUAAUUUAUAUCAACUGAAUCUUAUUUAUCCAUUUAUUUGCUUUUAUGAACUUACGGUUACUUUUUCGAUUUUACUAUAUAUGCUUUUCUUGGGUGCUUUAAUAAAUGAAAAAUUCGAAAAAUUUGAUAUUAUUUUGGGAGACCAUUAAAUAAUUUUUAAGGAUAUUUUGAGAAUGGAAGAAAUUUACUCUGAUAAUGAAAAUUAAGGAAAAAUUAGUAAUUUUGUAUUCAAAAAAUCUAUUUUUAAAAUAAAAUAAUAUGUAAAUGACAAUAAUAUUUUAUUCAAAGAACAUUUGAACAGUUUAUUGGAUGGAAUUGAAAGUUGUAAAUUAGAACUUUAAUAAGAUUCUAUUAAUUAACCUUUAACUUUCUUCGGAAUCAAAAUUACACUGCCUUUGUUUUAAUCUAUUGUUGCUGGAUUAACUACUGCUUUUGUGGCACUGGCUUAAGUUUAUUUAUAGAUACAUUAAUAAAAAAAUAGUCCUUUAUGA